AUGCGUUUCCUAUACUACCUCCGAGGCCUGACUCUUCACGCGGUACUUAUUCUGUCCGCAUGCUUUCUGAAGAGUUACGGAGGCGUCGAAGCCAACAAUGUUUUCGGAAUAUAUCCUCUAGAAGUACAGCCGCAGGACCCGAAAGCGGAUUUGGAUCCCAGUGCCACAGACAGACGAGAUGAUACUAUAGGUUCCUACUAUGACGGGGGUAUGGGCAAACUGCCCCUGAAGUCACCCGCUUCAUCUACCUUACGAGAUCGCCUGGUCGGGAUGUUAUUUUCCAACUACAAAACACACGAAAGGCCCACUGAGCUGCUGGAUGUGGCCACUGUUGUCGAAGUAAACAUGAAGGUCCUGGCCAUCUUCUCGGUGGAUGUACGCACCAUGGAUUAUUACAUUGAUGCCCUGCUUCGUCAAACUUGGACUGAUCCCCGACUGGCUUGGGACACCUCAAAGGAAUUCGAAAACUUCACUCAAGCCCUCGUUUCGCCAACACUGAAGGAGAGCCUUUGGUUGCCCGAUCUAUUUUUCCGCAAUGGUAAGGACGGAUAUCUGCACAAAAUGACCCUGCCCAACUACCUCUUACGUGUCUACCCCAACGGCCACGUCCUCUACAGCCAAAAGAUUACCAUGCGGUUUUCCUGUCAAAUGGAUCUUCAAACUUUUCCCAUGGAUACCCAACACUGUCACAUGAAUAUCGGCAGUUAUGGGUACACACUGAAUGAACUGAAAUUCACCUGGCGGCCAGAAAGCCCCGUCGAACUGCCCGACAAACUGCAGAUUUCCGAGUUCAACACGCCCUCAAAUUUCACCACCAUUGACUGCACUGCCAUGUCUUCCACCUCGACCGGCAAUUACACCUGCCUGAUGGCAAAGUUCGCCCUGAAACGUCAACUUGGCUCCUAUCUGGUAACCACCUACAUUCCCAACAUCCUCAUCAUCAUGGUCUCCUGGUUGAGCUUCUAUGUCAGUGUUGACGCCGCGCCGGCUCGUGUCCCCUUGGGUCUGCUUAGUCUCCUGGGUCUGCUGACUCAGGCCUCUUCCGUGACCGCUAACCUACCCCGCGUCUCCUACAUUAAGGCUAUCGACCUCUGGCUCAUAUUCUCCAUCAUCUUUGUCAUCAGUGUUCUAGUCGAGUACGCGAUUGCGAUAACGCUGUUGCGACGAAAACGGCGAGAGAACUGGCGCAACGAUGUGGAGACUAUUGUGAAGGAGGAGCUGGCUCGCUGGUGUGCUGCCUGUCAACAGACCCAGUUGGCCAACAUGCAGCUCAAUUCGGGCGCAGUGGCGCACGAAUUCAGCCAACAGUUUGCCUUCUACAAUGACCUUGACCUCUUCCUGACUCGCACCGUCAUUGAGGAGUCCCAAAAGAAGUCACGAAAGACGAAGAUUCCCGAGGCCACAGAGUCCGAGAUUGACGCCUACAGUCGUUUCCUGUUUCCCACCUGCUACAUCAUGUACAAUGUCUUCUACUGGCUCUACUACCUGGUGAUUGUAAAACAAGGUGAAGAGACAGAGAGUUGA
Molecule: messenger RNA, 1524 nt
Organism: Dibothriocephalus latus
Lineage: Eukaryota; Metazoa; Platyhelminthes; Cestoda; Diphyllobothriidea; Diphyllobothriidae
Source: the annotation of a GenBank genome assembly